This is a messenger RNA of Pieris napi, 2919 nucleotides long. RefSeq names its product tudor and KH domain-containing protein homolog (gene papi). The record is from RefSeq and is a predicted model, not a curated record. Lineage: Eukaryota; Metazoa; Arthropoda; Insecta; Lepidoptera; Pieridae. Gene Ontology annotation, biological process: spermatogenesis. The coding region runs from base 158 to 1936 and encodes 592 amino acids. Gene Ontology annotation, molecular function: RNA binding. The transcript is spliced from 13 exons.
UGAAACAUCGCGAAGUCGCGCCAUGCUUGAGUUUUUAAAACAUUUUGAUUGGACAACUGUUGGACAAUGUGAUUCGUGAAUAUUAUUGUUUCACAAGUUAUAAGUACGAAUAAUUUGGCAAGAAAAAUUAUUUUUUUGAGAACGCUGUGGUUCCAUAAUGACAUUCAAUACAAAAUUGAUGCUACCUGUAGCAUUAGGUUUUUCAAUUGUAACUGUGACAGCAUUUGUGGUCUAUUAUGUCUUUAAAAAAGAAGAGGAAGGUGACAAAACUGUUAAAACAUCAAGAGUCAAUGUAAUUGAAUUGCAGGUCCCCAAAAGCAUUAUUCCUGCUUUAAUUGGUCGCAAUGGCUCUAAUAUAAAGGAAAUCGAACAGAAGUCCGGUGCGCUUACGCAUUUUAAGAAGUUUAGUGACAAAGAUUACGAUGUAUGUAUAAUUCGUGGACGGAGCAGUGCAACACAACUUGCCGAAACGAUGAUACAUGACUUCAUUAAACAGCAACCAAUCAUUGUUGCCGAUUCAAUGGAGGUCCCUGGAUGGACUGUCGGCAGAAUUAUUGGCACUGGUGGUGAACAUAUAAACCAAAUAAGCCAUACAAGUGGCGCAAAGGUGAAAGUGGAGUCUACACCAGGUGGGAACACCAACGAACCACGAAAGAUAUCGUUUAAAGGCUCCAAAGAACAAAUUGAGAAGGCUAAGAAACUUGUUGAUACCAUCGUGGCCCAAGAGAAGUGUAGACGCGAGGUGGAGCAAGCCAAACGUCCCCGUUUGCCCCUCGUCAGUCCAGCUCCCCUGGCCACGCCCGAAACAGGUGAACGCACACCCGCCAAGCAUGUCCGCUAUAAGACGCCUGAACCCCCUGGUCCAUCGAUCGAAGUGUACGUGUCAGCGAUUUCUUCACCUUCGCGAUUUUGGGUGCAAUUCGUCGGUCCACAAGUCGCUCAACUUGAUGAUUUGGUCGCACAUAUGUCUGAAUUCUACAGCAAUAAGGAUAAUCGUAGUGCUCACGCGUUAAAGUCAGUAUCGGUGGGUCAAGUGGUGGCUGCGGUGUUUCGUCAUGAUGGUCGUUGGUACAGAGCCCGCAUCGACGAUAUUCGACCGAACGAAUUCGACGCCACACAACAGGUAGCCGACGUGUUUUACUUGGACUACGGAGACAGUGAGUACGUCGCAACGCACGAGUUGUGUGAACUGAGAGCUGAUCUUCUUAGACUACGCUUUCAGGCGAUGGAAUGUUUCCUGGCCGGAGUCAAACCGGCUUCCAUGGAGAAGGAGGAACCGAAACCUGGAGACUAUCCGAAAUGGCACCCACAAGCUGUCGAGCGAUUUGAAGAACUCUCACAGGUCGCACGUUGGAAGGCGUUACAAUCAAAGACGUGUACGUAUAAGCGUACGUCUACGCUUCGCGGGGACUUGGAAAGGGAGAUACCAGGGAUAAAGCUGUAUGACGUCACUGAUGAAGGAUCAGUGGACAUAGGCGAAACAUUAAUAGCCGAAGGAUGGGCGGUGGCCACAACCUCGGGGACAUCUACGCCUCACCACAUCCACUCGCCCCUUACACCAUUUGGGGACUUAUCUAACUCCAGGGUACUAGGAAUGCUCAACCCCCGCGCUGCCUCAUUGCCCAAAGAUCAUAAAGACGAUAGAGAAACUUCACCCCUUACACCAGAUUCCCUUAAAGAUAACCCAACAUCAAAAUCGCUGUCCGGCGGUCUCGAGGCAGCAGAUAAGGUUAAGUCAGUCUCAAACUUCGAUCUCUCUUACGAGUCAAGUAAACCGACCCCUACUAACGGUUCUCACGAUCUUCUCGAAAGCGAGCGUCGGAUCGAGAAUGAAGUCCCAAAGGGCAACUUGAGGAACGAGAUUAAAGCUAAUAUGAAUAGAAUAGACUCGCAUCAUAGUAAUUUAGACAGUCUUGGGAGACAUGAUAAGUCGUAGAAUAUUUGUUGUGUAAUUUCAUACAAUAAUCGUAACCACGAUAAAAGAAAACUUACUGGUUUUAUUUUAAACUCUAAAUUUCUGUUUUUUUUAAUAAUAAGUGUACAGUUAUCCCUCCUAUAACACGGUAGAUUGGUUCCGCGUUAUAGGAAACCUCUUGUAGGCGUAUGUUUUUUUCUUUAUAGAACAGGGGGCUCACCUGACGGUAAGUGAUACCGCCGCCCAUGGACUCUCAAUGCCAGAGGGCUCGCGAGUGCGUUGCCGGCCUUUUAUGAAUUAUUAUUCUAUUAUUAUUUUUGUUAUUCUCGCAUAACGCGCUUGUACUCCAUACGCGUUACAAUUGAUUCACGUUUAAAUUUUCUCGUUAAACGGGAUUUAAAUUUACAGAAAUAUAUUGUUUUAAGAUGUCAAUAAGAGAGAUAGAUCAGAAUUUAAGGUUUUACUGAAGCUGUUUAAAUUGUUUUAUUUAAAUUAAAAUACUAAAUACGAAUUACUAUUUUACGAAAUACAAUAUUUUUCUAUAAAACAUUUUUAUUAACUCUAAUAAAAUAAGAGUUACUAAGGCAACUUCUUGUAUGCCAUAUACAUACUUCACAGAAAUCACCGCGUUAUAUGGGGGAAUACCCGUGUUAUACUAGGUACUGAAGUCGCAUAAUAUGAAAAUGCGUUAUAUGUACCGUUUUAUAAGUGGUUUAGUGUAUAUUAUUAAGUUAAAAACUAAUAGUCUAGUCCUGUGCAUAGGAAGCACUCAAAAAAUUUAAUACAAAAUUUACAGCGUCCAAAUGUUUACUGUUUACAAUGUAAAGUGUGCGGUAUCCGGCGGCAUUUCAUUUAAUCACUUUUUAUUAUUAUCGAACUAUAAUGACGUAAUAUGUAGUUGUCAACAUACUUUUUUUUUUAAUGGCUCUGGCACGGUUUGUGCAUUAGCCAGCGUAUGAGAUUUUUAUAAUUCGUGCUUGUCUUUAGAAAUUCGACCAUGUCCU